GUGAGGAACGAGUUGAGGCAUAUAUCCAUCGAUCGAGUCGACUCAGUUCUAUAUAAAGCCAGCCAUCGGGCAUCCAACUGUGCCAGCUCCAUCUGAAAGAUAACAUCUUUCGAUCAUUAGAAUUAAGUAGGAUCGAUGUCGGAUCAGGCUGAUCAAUUACAGCAUGAGAUUGCGAAGGAGGACGAGGAGAUCAAGGAGGAAGAUGUGCACGAUCACGUGGUUCUGGUCACCGGCAGUGACGGCAAGGUUAAGGUUCAGGGAGAGGAGGAGGGCAAGAAAGAGAGCUUUCUUCAAAAGCUUCACCGGUCCGACAGUUCUAGCGCCGGUUCGUCGGGUGACGAAGAAGUGGAAGGAGAGAAGAACAAGAAGAAGAAAAAGAGAGAUAUAAAGGAAAAGAUUGUCAUCGACGACGAAGGGAGGAAGGAAGAAGUGGAGGACACAGAGGUGGUGGUGGAGAAGGUGGAGGCCAUCAGAGUGGAGCAGUCGGCGGUGGCACCGGAGGAAGAGGAGAAGAAGGGCUUCCUGGAGAAGAUCAAGGAGAAGCUCCCGAGCAACCUGGGGAAGAUAAUGGAGAAGUUGCCAGGCUAUCACAAGGCUGAUCAGGAGAAAGAGGGAGCUAAGAAGAACUAGUACUGCUCCUUCUCGUGAUCACUAGCUAGAACUAUAAUAAAGUAUAUCUUUGGAUAUAAAUUAAAUGUACGUAGCUUGCGUGUGUUUCUAGCUAGUGCUUAGAUUGCUUUAUUUCUGAGUGCUUUUGUCAUGCUUUUGAAUGUUCAAGAUAACAGAAUGUGAUAUGAUGAUCGACCACUGGAAA
This is a messenger RNA of Zingiber officinale, 814 nucleotides long. Its product is annotated as dehydrin COR410-like. Gene Ontology annotation, cellular component: membrane. Gene Ontology annotation, biological process: response to water. Bases 136 to 630 code for a protein of 164 amino acids. The transcript has 2 exons. NCBI's taxonomy places the organism in Eukaryota, Viridiplantae, Streptophyta, Magnoliopsida, Zingiberales, Zingiberaceae. The record is from RefSeq and is a predicted model, not a curated record.